Mucor mucedo is the source of this 978-nucleotide messenger RNA. RefSeq lists its product as uncharacterized. The transcript is spliced from 2 exons. Bases 395 to 772 code for a protein of 125 amino acids. NCBI's taxonomy places the organism in Eukaryota, Fungi, Mucoromycota, Mucoromycetes, Mucorales, Mucoraceae. The record is from RefSeq and is a predicted model, not a curated record.
CAUAACAGGAGUUAACUUACUGAUUCGAAUUUAACAAUUUUUCUAAUAAUAAACAGAAACCUUCAAGGUUAAAUCAAGCAUAACUGACUAUAAAGGUGGCUCUCGGAAAAUCCGUGAUAGCCUUCAGCGAGCAAAAAAUUCAUUUGAUGGCCAUAUUGUGCAGGAGGCCGAAGCAUGGUUAAGUCAGCAUCCAUUUACACAUGUAAGACGACGCCGACUUAAUAUAUCAACUUCAUUUAAACAGCAGGGAAAAGCUGCGAAAUUUCUAAAUACAUUUAAGUUCCAAGAACAAAAAAAAAAACGGACCUAUGAAUUGCAAUACUGAAAAUAUGCCGAUCAACUGUGUUCCUUGGAACGAAAAUGUACAGCCGAAGGAACAAAAAAGGAUCCUAUUAUGUCUGUUGGUAAUCGUAAUUACGGCACUAGAUCUUCAAUAAAAAGAGAUAUGCGCCAUGGUGGACAGUGUAGAUAUACCUCAGUGUGUGUCACCAACGAGUAUAAUACAUCGCAAACCUGUGUGUUCUGCUUUUCUAAAACAAACCAUCCGUACCGCAUAAUCCGAAAAAACGGAAAUUCUGUUAUUCAAACAAUCAAUGGAACAAGCUCAGAAUGUGUUUCGGUACUCAAUGCUCAUUCGCAUAAAAAAAGAGACACAGUGUCAGCCCUUGCCAUUGGUCUUACAUGUGUAGCAAACUUGCUAUUCUAUACAACUUUUCCAUCUUUUCAUCCUAACAUAAGUCAGUCUAACACUGAUUUCCAGAAUAUUGACUGAGCUUUUUUAAAAGGAAAUGUUAGUGGCCUGACUAUCGAUGAUAGGGAUAUUCUUUAGUAGAGUAUAAAACAUUCAUACUGCACACAAACUUAAGCAAUGUUAACUUUAAAUAUUGCAGUUUGGCUCCCUAUAUGGUAAACACAGCUAUUUUUGUUGUUUAGUGUGAUAAGGUGAACAAACCCCAAAAAAAAUUGCUCUUGGACCAU